GUCCUCCCGGCCCGAACAUGCUGGACGGCCUAAAGAUGGAGGAGAACUUCCAAAGCGCGAUCGACACCUCGGCCUCCUUCUCCUCGCUGCUGGGCAGAGCGGUGAGCCCCAAGUCUGUCUGCGAGGGCUGUCAGCGGGUCAUCUUGGACAGGUUUCUGCUGCGGCUCAACGACAGCUUCUGGCAUGAGCAGUGCGUGCAGUGCGCCUCCUGCAAAGAGCCCCUGGAGACCACCUGCUUCUACCGGGACAAGAAGCUCUACUGCAAGUAUGACUACGAGAAGCUGUUUGCUGUUAAAUGUGGGGGCUGCUUCGAGGCCAUCGCUCCCAAUGAGUUUGUUAUGCGGGCCCAGAAGAGUGUAUACCACCUGAGCUGCUUCUGCUGCUGUGUCUGCGAGCGACAGCUUCAGAAGGGUGAUGAGUUUGUCCUGAAGGAGGGGCAGCUGCUCUGCAAAGGGGACUAUGAGAAGGAGCGAGAGCUGCUCAGCCUGGUGAGCCCAGCAGCCUCAGACUCAGGUAAAAGUGAUGAUGAAGAAAGUCUCUGCAAGUCAGCCCAUGGGGCAGGGAAAGGAACAGCUGAGGAAGGCAAGGACCAUAAGCGCCCCAAACGUCCAAGAACCAUCUUGACAACUCAACAGAGGCGAGCAUUCAAGGCCUCAUUUGAAGUAUCCUCCAAGCCCUGCAGGAAGGUGAGAGAAACUCUGGCUGCAGAGACAGGGCUGAGUGUCCGUGUCGUCCAGGUGUGGUUCCAAAACCAGAGAGCGAAGAUGAAGAAGCUGGCCAGGCGACAGCAGCAGCAGCAGCAAGAUCAGCAGAACACCCAGAGACUGAGCUCUGCUCAGACAAACGGUGGUGGGAGUGCUGGGAUGGAAGGAAUCAUGAACCCCUACACGGCUCUGCCCACCCCACAGCAGCUCCUGGCCAUCGAGCAGAGUGUCUACAGCUCAGAUCCCUUCCGACAGGGUCUCACCCCACCCCAGAUGCCUGGAGACCACAUGCACCCUUAUGGUGCCGAGCCCCUUUUCCAUGACCUGGAUAGCGACGACACCUCCCUCAGUAACCUGGGUGACUGUUUCCUAGCAACCUCAGAAGCUGGGCCUCUGCAAUCCAGAGUGGGAAACCCCAUUGACCACCUGUACUCCAUGCAGAAUUCUUACUUCACCUCUUGAGUCUUCCCCUAGAGUUCUGUGACUAGGCUCCCAUAUGGAACAACCAUAUUCUGUGAGGGGUCGCUGGCUUUAGAACAGGGAGGCCAGGGAAGAGGUGGGUUGGGGAGGGAGUUUUGUUGGGGAUGCUGUUGUAUAAUGAUAUGGUGUAGCUCAGCAUUUCCAAAGACUGAAUACAUUAUGGAUUGCAUAGUUUAAUGUUUCUAAUAAGAGUCUUAGCGUUAGGUAUGAAGACGUGUUUAUCAUUAAGGACAGAGACUUUUAAUAUAGACAUUCUCAUGCAAACUAGAUACUUAGGGACUCCUAACAACUUCCCACCAUGUCGGGGAAGCUCUUGUCAAGAGGUGCAUAUGUCUAUCCAUCUACACACCAAUAGACAGAAGGACAGAUAGAUAGAUGUGUGUGUGUGAGUGUGUAACCUUUCAUAUUUUACCCUCAAAGUUUAUUCCUAAUUAUAACAGACACCAACUGUACAGCAAAAGUAACUUUAUUUUCAGUGUGAACUAUAUUUAAGGAAAUGUUUGAUGCACUUAAGUUAUAAAAUGAGAUAAUUUACUUUUAUAAACUUUAUUUUUAGUUUGACAAGACUUGUCAGCAGGGCAGAAAGGGCUGCUCCACCUAGCCCCAUAGCUUUGAGUUCUUGGGUUCAUUCUGUUUUCAGAGUGUCUUUCAGAUCUGGAAAGAAAUUCUGUGUGGCUGAUGGUGUUCUCUUUUGCAUUCUUGCUCUCUUUGGGGUUGAAUCACUGGGCAGGGGUGGGACAGAAUAAUCCCUGAUCAUGUUCUGAGAAAAUGUAAAGCCCAGACUCCUGGACUUUCUUUUAAAUUCUGACAAGUGGUUGUUGGGCAGUGCUAGGAUGGUCGGUUCAGCUCUUGAGCUUCAGCAUCUGCAAGUGUGGAUGAGGCUAAUAGUAUGUACCUACCUCACUGGGAAACACCAAGGCUUAAUUCAUUCCCAGGACACAUGAGCAGGGCUGAGACUAAUAUCUGAUAGUUGUUUAAGAUACAACCAGGCCACUCACUUGGCAAAGGAGGGUACAUAGGGUUGCAGAGCAGGAGGGCUCCUGAACCCCAGAGGGCAGUUCUGCCUGCUGAAGUCCCUCUGCAAAGCCUGUGCUGGAGGAGACACCAACUCAGAGCAGCUCAGAGGGAUCCCAGAGUCCCAGAGUGGGGAGGAGGCAAAGGCUGAGGGGAUAGAGGAGGGCCUGGUGGUGUUCUAGAGCAAGGGUGGGCAAACUCCUGCUUGCAGGCCUGCUUUCUAUGGCUUACCAGUGAAGAAUGGUUUUUACUUUUUUUUGAGGUCAUUAAAAAAAAGGAGAAGAAGAAUAUAUAACAGGCUGUCUGUGGCCUGGAAAGCCUGAAAUAUUUGCUAUCUGUAUUGUCUGGCCCUUACAGAAAAAGUUUGGGGCCCCUUGUUUUAGAGGGUCUGUUUCUAAAGAACCUCAUGGAGCUCACAGGGGCAGCAGGUUCUGGUGGAAACCCUUGGCUCUUCCUUCCAACUCACUCUUCUGAUCCUCGGCACAGAAGACCCAGCAGCCAUUGUACAUGGGGACAGUUCCACACCCUGGUCUCCAGUUGCGGUGCUAGGAUGGGAUUGUUCUGUGCUAGGAAGUCUCCUGGGAACCCAGAAUGAGUUGGUGGGGAAGACAGAGGGUCACUGUGGACCCAUCCAGGAGGGGCCAGGACAGGUUUGGCCUCAUUUCUGGGAACAUCAUUGGAGACUUGAACACAGAGACACGUCCCUAUCACUCUGGCAAUGCCAGAGGAAACAUGUCCCCUUAUGGUAGAGUCUAUGUUGUGUGAUUUUUGUGCUCUUGUUUAUAAUUUAUGCAAACCACCAAGAAACCCAAAUCAGUCUGAUGAUUGAAAAUUAUGCAGAUGCUGUAUGGCCCCACAGGUUUCUGUGGUAAAGACCAGUUGGAGAAUGUAGCAGAUACUAUGUGAGUGAAAAUGAAUAGAGAUCCUUAUUCCACUCCUUAAUGGCAUACCAAGAUGAAAUUAAAAUCUCUUACAAAUGAGCUGUUGUUUAUUCAGGGGUGGGAUGGUGGGUGGGGAACCAGGUAGACAUGGGAGUUUUGUCUACAAAGCCAUGAGGAUGAGCUUAUGGCAAAGUUUGAAUGAAUGGAAAGGAUGACUACAGCAAAACAUAAGGAGAAAAGGGUCUUCAACUUCUUGCCAAGAUGGACAAAGACUCCAGUCUUUACAAAAAAACCCCACAGAAGGAGGCAGUGGGAACUUUCCAUCACCACCAUGAAGUUCCCUCAGGUCAUAGCAGUUUGCGAUAUGUGAUGAGGGAACAUUUGCUUGGAAAUCAGAACAGAGUGAUGGGGCAGGAGAAGGAUUUCUCAUGCAGGACUGAAGGCAGAUGCCUAGCCAGGAUGGGAGAGCCAGGCAGCAGACAGUGGCUCCCUGACAGAGUCUCCCAAACUGCUCAACAAUUUUAAAUGUGAUGUAUGGUGGGCAAUUAGGACUAUGGAGAAAAGAAGUCAGGAAACAGUAUGGAGGUAAGACCAGGAGACAUACUCACAGGGUGAUAUUGUUUUUUGUCUGUUUUCUCCCCCACUUGCAAUUGUUCAAGGCCUGCAACCCCUACCUCUGGCUCACUCACCAUAUGUUAGAAGCUGGCUCUUCCUGUUGCUGAGGGCCUGGAAGGAGAGAGAUGUGUGUUAUAAGGCCAGGCUGACAGGAGGAGCCCACUGAGAAGGCCUUGUCUCAGACUGGCCUCCACUGGGCUGUCCUUAGUUCCUAACUGCAGCUUCCUGGGAGAGCCUAGGCACAAGCCCUUUACCCCUCUUAUUUGCCUUGUUGGCAACUAUCUAGUCUUCAGAAUCAGCAUACUUGGCCUUCUCAAGCCUACAAGGCUGGGUUAGGUGCUUAUGCAGACUACUUGGACUAAUGCUACCUGCUGCAACAAAUAAACCCGCAAAUAUUAUAACAGCUCAAACACAACAGAAAUUUAUAUUUUUGCUCACAUAAAAGACCUGGGAAGGGGUUUGGGUUAGAAGCAUACCUCUCUUCCAUGCAUAAUGAAGGCUCUGCUCCUGGCUUCCAGGCUUUCACUGGGGAUUGGUUGUCUCCAUUCUUCUUUUCCCCUUCCCACUGGAAGUGGAUGAGUCUAGAUUGCAAUCCCAGCUCCUGGACUUACUAGCUAUGUGGUCUUGGGCAGUUUCCUUCACUCUGCUGAGUUGAUUCCUCAGGGAUGGUACUUGUUGCUACCUCAGGGGAGUUGUGAGCACAGUUGAGAUAAUAUGUGUGAAGCACUUAGCCCCGCACUGGGAGUAUGGUAAGGGCCAGAUGAGUGUUAGCUGCUGCACUGCAGGCCAGACCUGCUCUUGGAGUUUGGUCAUUGAUGAAAGGCUGCUGGAAGUCUCAGACCCUAUUUGAGGAAAAAGAAGAACACAUCCUGGUUCACCUGAGCUCAGAAGGCAUCACUUCUCACCAUCACCUCUUCAGAUCUCAGCGUGUGUCUUACAGAGCCUGAGCCAGAAUUGUGGGGGAGUGGUUGCUGUUUUGUUUUAAAGCGUGCAGAUAAAAUUCCAAUUAUGAUGACACAUUCAGAUCUCUGACCCCCCAAAGAGGAGUCAGGUCACAGGAAAUUCCUCCAGCCACCUAUUGUCACCUGCUUUUCAUGACCUGCAUGAGGGGGAAGGCCUUAGGGCUAGGCUCGGAGUGGAGAGCCUGGAUCCACAGGUUGAGCCUUCACGCCUCAAAGGGCCUGUGCCUACGCUGUCUCUGAAGAAAAUGAGUUGACCUAAAAUGAAUCAAAAAUGGGAAGAAAAUGGAGUUAAUUUGUCACUUCCAAACUCAAAGACAAAAUAAAUUUUAACUGAAUUG
Pongo pygmaeus (Bornean orangutan) is the source of this 4994-nucleotide messenger RNA. It is a transcript of the gene LMX1A, whose product is annotated as LIM homeobox transcription factor 1 alpha. Gene Ontology annotation, cellular component: nucleus. The transcript has 8 exons. Gene Ontology annotation, biological process: regulation of transcription by RNA polymerase II; neuron differentiation. NCBI's taxonomy places the organism in Eukaryota, Metazoa, Chordata, Mammalia, Primates, Hominidae. Gene Ontology annotation, molecular function: RNA polymerase II transcription regulatory region sequence-specific DNA binding; DNA-binding transcription factor activity, RNA polymerase II-specific. Bases 18 to 1166 code for a protein of 382 amino acids. The record is from RefSeq and is a predicted model, not a curated record.